This is a messenger RNA of Symbiodinium necroappetens, 674 nucleotides long. The record is from the annotation of a GenBank genome assembly. Lineage: Eukaryota; Dinophyceae; Suessiales; Symbiodiniaceae.
GCUCCAACAAGAAGCUGCAGCACCACGAUGAUGUAGGUUUGGACAGGCAGCUGCAGCGCAAAGCCGCAGGUCGGCUCUUCGCACGGGCGUUGCGGUCGGCUACGACGGCUACUCAUGGACAGCAGCGAGCAGAGCCAGAGCCCUCCGGGAUAGCAACCGUGGCCCCGGCGCCGAGAGAGACGUGGGUGGCCUGCCCAAGGGAGAGUGACAUUCACUCCAAGAUGUGCAGCCUGGGGCGGGUCGACCCCUUCGAGGUGGGGUAUGCCUGCAGGAGCAUCCCGGACUAUCAGCCCGAGGGCCGGGCUCCCAACCAGCCGCUGAACCGCGUCUGGCAGGCAGCCAAAGUGCUGGACCAUGCGGUAGACAAAGUGGUGUACAUCGGCUACGAACAGCCGAUUGAGGUUUUCAGAGCAAUUCUCCCGAGCGGCCGCGAGCAGUUGCUGACCACCGAAGGUUGGAAGCUCUGGAUCUUGCAGAGGUCCGCCCUGGCCCGGCACCCCAAGAAGGCGCUCAUCGCGCCGAAGAUCCUCAUGGACGAGGAGGCCAUCAACGAGAGGAUCAAAGCUGCUGACAUCCCGGAGGACGUGGAUGCCACGUACCUGCAGUCCGAGGACGGCACGUCUACGUAUUUUUCCUGGAGGGACGUGGUGGCAAGCAAGUCCAAGUCGAAGUGA